CAGUGUUUGGAGGUAGGGUUUCGGUGUGGAGAAAUUUUCACAGUAAUGCUCUCAGUGCUCCGGACUUAUUUUACAGCAAAAUGGUAACACAACAAACGGAAUAGGUUAAUUAAAUGUAGCAAUGAUAGAAGAGGACAACGACAGCAUUUAGCAGUAACCAGCAUACAAGUACUGUUGAAAACGAAUUAGGACGUACCCAGACACCCUCUCCGGCCGACUGAUUGAGUCUAGAAUAUUCGCGCCUAACAUAAACAGAUAAAGGGCCGGUAAAUAGUAUAAAGUUUAAGAUGGCAGCCACUAGGGAAAGGCGUGCCACUGCUGGCAAUAAGAUGGGGCGCAUGUUGGAUGCUGAGGAAGAAGAUGAUUUCUAUAAGACAACUUAUGGUGGCUUCAAUGAGGAAGAAGAUGAUAAAGUGUACAAUUCUGAAGAUUCUGAAUCUGAUCAGAUUGAUUCUGACUUCAGCAUUGAUGAAAAUGAUGAGGUCCGCAGUGAUGCUGAUGAUGAUGAUGCUCCCAAAAAACGUAAAGGGGUCUCCACCAAAGCCUACAAGGAACCUGUCAAAAAACUUAAAACCGAGGACAGGAAGCCAAAAGAGAAGAAAGAGAAAGAGAAAAAGAAAAAGACUACAUCAUCUGUUCAAAUUUAUCAUGCACCUAUUGAAAAGAAAUCUUUACGAAGAUCAACUGCAGUCAAAUCGAAUGCUCGAGAGGAACGAGAGAAGGUGCGGGAGAUGAAGCAGAAGAUGUUGAAGGACAUGGCACUACAGAAGAAGGUGGCUGAAGUGCGGAGGUUGACUCAGGAAGAACUACUGGCGGAGGCAGAGAUUACAGAGGAGCUCAACUUGCAGUCUUUAGAGAAUUACCAUCGUAUGGAGAUGGAGAAGAAGAAGAGUCGCGUGACCAAACAGAUAAACCGCGGACCUUUGAUCCGGUACCAGUCCUUCACAAUGCCGCUAAUUGAGGAACUGCCAUGUGAUGUGGAGAUCAGCGUGGAUGUAGACAGUAUUGAACCCCAGAAGAAGGUAGAAGAAUACGACCUUGUGAAUUGUGAAAAGUGCUCAAGGACGUUUGUAACAUUUACAGAUGAACGGAUAUUCAAGGACUACUUUCCACAGAAGAAACACAAACCACCAGUAAAACAGUAUUGCCCAGUGACCAAAAAACCAGCUAAAUACUUUGACCCCAUCACACAGACACCCUAUUCCUCCCUCAAGGCUUUCCACUGUAUCCGAGAGGCCUAUUCACAGCAGCAAGAGGAAACAGGGCACAAGAAGAAAUGAUUUUGUGUGUCUAAAUAUCUCAUGCUUACAUAACGGUUGAGAGAACAUAUUGUUUUGAUAAUGAAUAACGAAAGUCAUGUUACAAUGUUGACGUAUGCAUUGAAGUUUAUGAAUUGUAAACAAUUUCAUUGGCUGUCAGUUUUUUAUCGUGAAAGUGGUAGUGAUAUUUUCUAUUCAUCAGUCAGUCAGCUUACUAGUACAUCUGUUCAACAAGACUUAUGUAUUUGGUGCUAUGCUGAGGUCUUGGGCCAAGCUUUGUCAGUUGGUACAUCAAUAAACUAAUUAAGGUUUAUCAGUGGUAACCAUGCACCAAUUUCAUCAGAAAUUAUGACAACAAAAAAGAAAAUCCUAUUUGAUAUGCCUCAUCUAUGUAACAGCAUUUCUGAUUGGAUUAUAUUGAUCACAUGAUGGGGAAAUAAAACAUCAUGUUGCCCUCAAUAGUUCAAGUUCCUCAAGUCAUAUUUCCUUUAUUCAGGGCUUCUCUAGAAACUAGGCAAGAGCCACCACACCUGGGUUCCAAGUGACUGAAGCAGUCCACAGCAGUGGCACAUCAUCCUGCUCAUUUCUAGUGUUGUUAGGGUUCCAAGUGACUGAAGAAGUCCACAGCAGUGGCACAUCAUCCUGCUCAUCUCUAGUGUUGUUAGGGUUCCAAGUGACUGAAGCAGUCCACAGCAGUGGCACAUCGUCCUGCUCAUUUCUAGUGUUGUUGAGGUUACAAGUGACUGAAGCAGUCCACAGCAGUGGCACAUCAUCCUCCUGCUCAUCUCCAGUGUUGUUGAGGUUCCAAGUGACUGAAGCAGUCCACAGCAGCGCCACAUCAUCAUGCUCAUCUCCAGUGUUGUUAGGGUUCCAAGUGACUGAAGAAGUCCACAGCAGUGGCACAUCAUCCUGCUCAUCUCCAGUGUUGCUAGGGUUCCAAGUGACUGAAGCAGUCCACAGCAGCGGCACAUCAUCCUGCUCAACUCUAGUGUUGUUGAGGUUCCAAGUGACUGAAGCAGUCAACAGCAGUGGCACAUCAUCCUGCUCAUUUCUGGUGUUGUUAGGGUUCCAAGUGACUGAAGCAGUCCACAGCAUUGGCACAUCAACCUACUCAUCUCCAGUGUUGUUAGGGUUCCAAGUGACUGAAGCAGUCCACAGCAUUGGCACAUCAUCCUGCUCAUCUCCAGUGUUGCUAGGGUUCCAAGUGACUGAAGCAGUCCACAGCAGUGGCACAUAGUCCUGCUCAUUUCUAGUGUUGUUGAGGUUACAAGUGACUGAAGCAGUCCACAGCAGUAGCACAUCAUCCUGCUCAUCUCUAGUGUUGUUAGGGUUCCAAGUGCCUGAAGCAGUCCACAGCAUUGGCACAUCAACCUACUCAUCUCCAGUGUUGUUAGGGUUCCAAGUGACUGAAGAAGUCCACAGCAGUGGCACAUCAUCCUGCUCAUCUCUAGUGUUGUUAGGGUUCCAAGUGACUGAAGCAGUCCACAGCAUUGGCACAUCAACCUACUCAUCUCCAGUGUUGUUAGGGUUCCAAGUGACUGAAGCAAAGUUCUUUAAUUCCUGCUGAUGAAUCCUGUUUCAAAUAGGCUUUGUCCUUGUGACAUGAGAUUAAUGUUGGGGAAACAAAGAAUGAUAUUAAUUGCUUCAAAUAAAUGUAAAGUGUAGUUUAACUGCGGUUUUCUUUAUCAGGUGCCAGUAGUUAUAUAAUAUCAUUGUAAUGAGGGAUCAUCAGAAUGAUGUUUUACAUGAUAUUUGUUUUUUUAUUUGUACCCAGGUAUUUAUUUUUACAAUAUGUUCCUAAAAUACAUAAACUCUUUAUGGAUAUGAACAGUUUAUUGCUAUUGGUUUACCAGAUGGAUAACUUAUGUGAAAAAUAUCCACAAACCGCUCUGUAAAGGAAAGAAUUUCAUGAUAAUCUUGACUAUAGCAUUUCAGGAGUGAGAUAGGUACAUGUAAGGCAUUGUUUAAAGGGUAAGCAAGGUCAUCUUAGAAAUGUUAAGGUUGCAACUUUUGAUAUCACAAAUCUACUUUGUACCUUGGAUUUUCCCCAUGACGGAAUCAAAAGCCCACAGUUAGCUACAGGUAUAUUUAAUUGGUUGCAGACAUCAAAAAUGGACCAAAUGCACGGCUAAUAGAGAGUGGUUCUUAAACUUUGAAGAUACUCUUUAAAUCAAAUUAGUUCAGUUUUACAUUUAUGCUGCAACACAAUCACUUUUAUCUGAAAUCAAAGCUUCUUUCAGAAAUGACAGGUAAUGCAUACUCCAUAAAUGCUUCCAGACUAGUUAACAUACAUCAUCGGCAAAAAGUCAUGCUAUACCAAGUUUUUGUUCUGUCAUGAGAAAAUCCAAGAGGCACAGAAGAAACAUAUGUUGACAGCGUAAGAAUGGAUUUCAAAGUUGAUGUAAGAUUUCCAGAGGUGAUUGCUUGUGAGUACAAGAAUACGAGAGCAUUUGUAAGGAGUUAUGUUAGUAAAACAUGGCACUGUAUAAAGAUGUGUGACUGAGAAAGUAGAAAUGAAAGGUAGAUAGAAAUUCUAUAUCUACCGUACUUGAUUGUUUGUUAUAAAUAAAAUUACCGAUCGUCAAA
Mizuhopecten yessoensis (Yesso scallop) is the source of this 3845-nucleotide messenger RNA. RefSeq names its product vacuolar protein sorting-associated protein 72 homolog. The coding region runs from base 288 to 1280 and encodes 330 amino acids. Gene Ontology annotation, molecular function: ATP-dependent H2AZ histone chaperone activity. Gene Ontology annotation, cellular component: nucleus. Lineage: Eukaryota; Metazoa; Mollusca; Bivalvia; Pectinida; Pectinidae. The transcript has 7 exons. Gene Ontology annotation, biological process: chromatin remodeling; regulation of DNA-templated transcription. The record is from RefSeq and is a predicted model, not a curated record.